AUGACAAUAAUAAUUAAAUCAACAGUACAACAAUUAUUAAAAGAAAUAACCAAUAGAAGGAUAAUUCGUAAAGAAAUUAAACAAAUAUUAAAUUACACGGAAUAUUCAAGAUGGGAUUUAGGAGUAUUUUUUGUAGGAGAUGAAAUUAAAGAAUUAAAUUUACGUUAUAGAAAUAUUAAUAAAGUAACUGAUAUAUUAAGUUUUCCAUUUCAUCAGGCGAUUAAACCAGGUAAAUUACCAACUCCAUUAACAUCUGAACAUAAAAAUCUUGGAGAUAUGAUAAUAUCUUUACCAUAUAUUAUAAAAUGGUGUAAAGAACAUGAUGAAAAUGUUAAAAAGAGAUUACCCGUUUUAUAUACACAUGGAAUUUGCCAUUUAAUUGGAUAUGAUCAUGAGGAUGACGAAGGAUAUGAAAUGAUGAAUAAAAAAGAACAAGAAAUUUUGAAAAAAUUUUGGGAUUGGAAAAAAAGAUGUGAUGGUAGUGAAAACGAGAGUGAAAGUGAAAGCGAAAGCGAUGACGAAAAUGAAAGAGAUUGA
Rhizophagus irregularis DAOM 181602=DAOM 197198 is the source of this 537-nucleotide messenger RNA. RefSeq lists its product as uncharacterized. Gene Ontology annotation, biological process: rRNA processing. Lineage: Eukaryota; Fungi; Glomeromycota; Glomeromycetes; Glomerales; Glomeraceae. The record is from RefSeq and is a predicted model, not a curated record. Gene Ontology annotation, molecular function: metalloendopeptidase activity.